Molecule: messenger RNA, 887 nt
Organism: Terrapene triunguis (Three-toed box turtle)
Lineage: Eukaryota; Metazoa; Chordata; Testudines; Emydidae
Product: lateral signaling target protein 2 homolog
Exons: 8
Biological process (GO): negative regulation of epidermal growth factor-activated receptor activity
Cellular component (GO): early endosome membrane
Source: RefSeq, a predicted model, not a curated record
AUGGGCUGGGAGGAGGCAGGUGCUCGCUCCGACCCCAGGCUGCUGUCCCAGUUCUUCUACGCCGACGAGCGGGUGACCCGCGUGGUGAUGGAGAUAAACGGGCUGGACGUGGAGACGGACCCUCAGCAAUACUUGGUGCUGCUAAACCAGCUGCACCUCAGCCAGGCUCACCUGCUGACCCUCAUCGAGCGGCUCAUGGACGAGUGCAUCCCCAAGGAGAGGCACUGCCGUGACUACCUGGCCAAGUUCCCGGAGGAGCUCCUGGUGGACAAUCUGGGGAACCACGUGCUGUUUGCAGCUGAGUGUCUGGUGGCAGGCACCGUUCUGGAGCUGGAAGAGGCGGAUGGGCUGCAGCUGCGUCCCCUGGCCAAGAACCUGCUGUGCAGUUUGCAGCUGGUGCGGAAAGUGCUGCGGGAGCAGAGCCUGAGCCAGGCCAGCCCCUGCUCGGAGCCCGUGCGCAUGGCGCUGAUCCGCUUUGACACGCUCUUCGCUGAAUUUGAACUCAGCUACGUGUCCUUGCUGGUCUCGCUGAAGUCCCCGGAGGAGCUCUACAAGCAGCAGGAGAUCGUGGUGCUCUUCUGUGAGACAGUGGAGAGAGCCCUGAAACUCGGCUACCUGAGCCAGGACAUGAUUGACGGGUGCGAGCCGCUGCUGAUGUUCACCAUCCCCCGCCUGGCCAUCAUCAGUGGGCUCCUCAUCUAUCCCGAGGGGCCCCUCAGCCUGGACCGGACGCCCGAGGAGAUGUCCAAAGUCUUCAGCCCCUUUCACAGCGUGCUGAAAAAAAUCAGGGACCUGCUCCGCGUGCUGUCAGAGGAGGAGCUCGACCUGCUGGAGAAGAGCUUGUGUGCGGCCGAAUCGGAGGGUCCUUGCAGCGCAGCCUCUCCUGA